Messenger RNA from Fraxinus pennsylvanica, 462 nucleotides. NCBI's taxonomy places the organism in Eukaryota, Viridiplantae, Streptophyta, Magnoliopsida, Lamiales, Oleaceae. The record is from the annotation of a GenBank genome assembly.
AUGCAGCACGGAGCUGGAACGAAAAAUUAUCUACAACCUAUGGACAGAAGGCUAAUUGAGGUUGCUCGUAAGGGAGAUGUUCAUCAGUUGCAAAAUCUGAUCGAAGACGAUCCUUUCCUGAUGAAGGCUGUAGCAUUAUUAGGUCGAGAAACUCCGUUGCAUAUUGCUUGUAUGCCUGUGAAGAUACCCGAAUCUGCCGAGAUGGAUACUGCCUUAAGUUCACAAAAUCUUUCAAAACCAACAAAAAGGACGUGUCUCACACCCCUAUCUGAUUUUAGUAACCCAAUUAUGGCUCAGGCUGCUUUUCUCUCCACUUUGGUUGGAGUAGAUGUUGCAGAAGUGGCAACACGUGCUGCUUUAGCUGCUCUGUCUGCUCUUGAGGACAUAAAACUUAAAAGAGAGUUUGAAAUUCUAAAAGAAAGGAAAAACAAAAUAGGUACUCCACAUAUUACUGUAUCUUAA